Selaginella moellendorffii is the source of this 2685-nucleotide messenger RNA. RefSeq names its product pentatricopeptide repeat-containing protein At5g27110. Gene Ontology annotation, molecular function: protein binding. The transcript has a single exon. The coding region runs from base 1 to 2685 and encodes 894 amino acids. Lineage: Eukaryota; Viridiplantae; Streptophyta; Lycopodiopsida; Selaginellales; Selaginellaceae. The record is from RefSeq and is a predicted model, not a curated record.
AUGGUACUAUGGCGAUUCAAGCUGCGGCAUCUGGAUCGACCGAGGCGCGCGCCGGCAUUCUUGGAAUCCCUGGCGCCCGUCGCAGUAGUAUCAUCCGAUCAAGACGAUCUGGAGAGCGCUCUCCACAGGCUAGACCAGGGCGCGAGGGUGGAGUCGGACGAAUUCGCGGCUCUACUCCGGCAAUGUGGGAUCCAGGGCGCGCUCCCAGAGGGCCGGAAGAUCCACGAACACAUGGUGAGACGCGGCUACCAGGGUGAAAGAUACCUCGAGAACUUGCUGGUGGAGAUGUAUGGUAAGUGUGGGAGCUUGCCCGAGGCGUGGGAUUGCUUCGCCCGGAUCGCGCUUCCAAACCUCUACUCCUGGACGAUUCUCAUCACUGCAUAUGCCCAAAACGGGCAUUUGGAUGAGGCACUGGUGUUCUUUAGCAAAAUGGCUCUGGAGGGGAUCAAGGCCAACGCCAUCACCUUCGUCGUCGCUAUCAAUGCGUGCGCCAUGCUCGGAGAUCCCAGACGCGGUAAGGCUCUUCACGAUUUCCUUGUUCCUUGUGGUUUUUUCGAUUCCAGUCUUGUUGGAAACUCUCUGAUUCACAUGUAUGGCAAAUGCAGGGACUUGGACGCGGCCAAAAGCGCUUUCAACGAGUUGAAGAAGAAAGAUGUGGUGACUUGGAACUCGAUCAUAUCGGCUUACGCGCAGAAUGGUCGUGGGAAGGAAGCUCUCGAGCUCUACAACGACAUGGACUGGACGCCGGACAAGAUAACGUACGUCGGUGCUAUCGAGGCUUGUGCGAGCUCGCAAGACUUAGAACAGGGUAGAAUGAUCCACGCUAGGAUUGACAAAGGUGGCGUCAAGCCCGACACAGUUCUCGAGAACAGCAUCCUCAACAUGUACUGGAAGUGCCGGAGCCUAGACGAUGCCAAGGCCAUGUUUGCGACGAUGGACAGUCCUUCGUUCGUGGCAUGGAAUAUCAUGAUCCUGGCUUACGCUCACAGCGGAUACGUGAAGGAAGCACUCGAGACGUUCCAAAAGAUGGACAUUGAAGGUGUCGAGGCUGACUGCGUGAGCUUCUCCAGUGCUCUCGACGCCUGUGCGCACGCGAAGGCACUAGAGUUUGGCAAGGCGAUUCAUGACAGCCUCGGUUGCUCGGACUCGAGAGCUGUUUGCGUCAACAACGCUCUCACGAACUUCUAUGGGAGGUGUGGUCGUCCGGAGGAUGCCAGGAUUAUCUUCGACCAGAUGCCAAUGAGAGACGUGAUCUCGUGGACAGCCAUGAUCUCUGUUUACGUCGAGACGGGAUUCUCCGGAGAAGCUCUGGCUUUGUACAGGGAGAUGUGCUUGGAGGGAGGAAAGCCGAAUCAGGUGACGUUGAAGAUCGCUCUGGAUGCUUGUGCGGAGCUGGGGGAUCUAUCAGCCGGGAAGGGAAUUCAUUCCUGCGUUCUCUGGAGCGAAGAAACGGCACCUCAAGUCGGUAACACGCUCGUCAACUUCUACAGUAGGUGUGGUGAAGUCCGGCUAGCUCGAGCAGCCUUUGACAAACUCCGAGAGCGGGACAUGGCCUCCUGGACGACGAUGUUUCGGGCCUACGGCAACAAUGGCGACGACCGGGAAGUCAUCCAGCUCUUUCACGAGAUGGUUCUCUCCGACGAACUACAGCCCGACACAGUCAUCUUCAGCAUCGCUUUGCAGUCGUGUGCCAACGUGAAGUCUCUAGCGGAUGGCAAGGCGAUUCACAAGUCUCUAGCCGACAGCAGCGAAGCCGUCCAGACCGACGUGGUUGUGUGCAACACGCUGCUGUCCAUGUACGCCAAGUGUGGGGCCUCGGCCCACGCGAGAGCCGUGUUUGAGAGCAUGAGCCGCCGGAACGUCAUCACCUGGAACGGGAUCAUGAAAGCUUACGCUUUGCAAGGCGAAUUUGGCGAGGCACUGGCGCUGUUCCAGCGGCUCGAGGCCGAGAAGGAGGUGAAGCCCGACCGCGUGACGUUCGUGGUGGCAAUCGACUGCUGCGCCUGCAAGCCAUGCCUGGAAGAAGGGAGGAGAAUCCACGCCAGUGUAGUUGCUUCCGGCCUCGACCUGGACCUCAUCAUCGGCAACACGCUGGUAAACAUGUAUGGGAAGUGUGGACAAGUUGGAACCGCGAGGGGGCUGUUCGACAAGAUGGUCGUCCGGGACGUGGUAACUUGGUCAUCGCUGCUGGCAACGUAUGCUUCCAACGGGCACGGCAUGGAAGGACUGGAGCUCUUCCGGCUGAUGCAGCAGGACUACACGGAGCCAAACGAAGUUACGUUCCUGGGGGUGCUCUUCGCUUGCAGCCACCUCGGGUUCGUCCGCGAGUCCAAGAGCUACUUGUUCGCGAUGCAGCGAGACUAUGGACUGACGCCCGGCCAGGAGCACUUCUCGUGCGUGAUCGAUCUCCUAGCUCGCUCCGGGAGGCUGGACGAGGCCGAGGAGCUGGUUCGCGGCCUGCCGUUCCAGCCGGACAACGUGAUCGUCACGUCGCUGCUGGGGGCUUGCACGACUCAGGGGGACUUGAAGCGCGGGAUCCGAGCGGCGGAGCUGGUUUUCGGCCUGGACGCGAGCGACCAGGUGCCGUAUGUGCUGCUGUGGAACAUCUUCGCGGCCGCGGGGCACUGGGACGGCGUGGAGAGAGUGGAGAAGGCGCUUGGAUGGAGGGCGCUGGAAUUCACUUGA